Molecule: messenger RNA, 1382 nt
Organism: Belonocnema kinseyi
Lineage: Eukaryota; Metazoa; Arthropoda; Insecta; Hymenoptera; Cynipidae
Product: mitochondrial tRNA-specific 2-thiouridylase 1
Exons: 7
Coding region: 94-1290 (398 amino acids)
Biological process (GO): tRNA wobble position uridine thiolation
Cellular component (GO): mitochondrion
Molecular function (GO): sulfurtransferase activity
Source: RefSeq, a predicted model, not a curated record
GGUUAUGUUUCUCUUAUGCACAUCCGCAGAUUAUGAAAGUGUUCUCGAGAUUUUUCCUUUUUUUAAAUAAAAUUUAGAAUUCUUGAGAAGAAAAUGUUUAGAAAUAUAGUUGUAGGCAUGUCUGGUGGUGUGGAUAGUGCAGUGGCAGGACUUUUAUUAAAAAAUAAAGGUUUCAAUGUCAAAGCAGUUUUUAUGCAAAAUUGGGACAUUGCAGACGAAACAGGACAAUGCAUCGCUGAAAAAGAUUUUGCAGAUGCCGAAUGGAUUUGCAAAAAAUUAAAAAUUCCUCUUGUUCGAGUCGACUUUGUGAAGGAAUAUUGGAAUGAAGUUUUUAGCGAUCUUAUAGAACAAUAUGAGAAUGGUAUGACACCGAAUCCAGAUAUCCAAUGUAACAGACGGAUAAAAUUCGAUAAAUUCUAUCAUUUCGCACGCAACGAACUUAAAGCAGAUGCAAUAGCUACGGGACACUACGUGCGAACAAGUUUUGGUUCAUACUUGGAAAAUUAUAAAGAAAAUACAAAUGUGAAACUUUUAAAAGGGAAAGAUUUUUCUAAGGACCAAACAUUUUUCUUAUCACAAGUUCCUCAAGAGCCCUUGAGAAAAUGUAUGUUUCCAGUAGGAGAAUAUUUAAAACACGAAGUCAAAAAGAUAGCCGAAGAAGCACAAUUCACUCCUGUCUUAAAUAAAAAGGAAAGCAUGGGAAUUUGUUUCAUCGGCAGUCGAAAUUUUCAGAAAUUUAUAAAGGAGUACAUUCAAAACAAGCCAGGAAAUUUCAUAGACUAUGCUAAAGGUACGAUAGUGGGAAAACAUGAAGGUGUCCAUCAUUGGACUUUAGGGCAAAGAUGUAGACUUAGUGGGAAUUCUGCUCCUUUAAUGAUAUUCUACAAGAAUCUUGAGACGAACGAUAUUUUUGUGGUAGAGGGUUCUAAGCAUCCAGCCUUAUACACAGAUUUAGUAACAACGUCCAAAGCUCAUUGGAUUAAUCAAGAACCUGAUAAAUUAAAAGAUAGUAAAUCUAUCUUCCGUUGUGAUUUUCGAUUCCAACAUGGAAAACCACUGGUACCUUGUUCUAUAUUCAAGACGAAAAGUGAUAAAUUAAUUGUUCGCCUUUCAAAGCCUCUGAGAGCUCUUACUUCAGGCCAGUACGCUGUUUUCUACUUAAAUGACGAAUGCCUAGGGAGUGCUAAAAUUAUACAUCCUGGGCCUUCUUAUUUCUCUUUGAAAAAAGAAGUAACUGAAGCAGAAAGCGAUGGCGAACAGGAACAACGAAUCGCAUCAUCUUCAACGUGAUGUUUUUUAAAUUAUAAUAAAAAUACUGUUAUACAGUAAUGAUUCUUAAAUUGUAUAUAUAUUAGAUGAAGAAAUAAAUUAUUAUUAAAAAU